Molecule: messenger RNA, 492 nt
Organism: Jatropha curcas
Lineage: Eukaryota; Viridiplantae; Streptophyta; Magnoliopsida; Malpighiales; Euphorbiaceae
Source: RefSeq, a predicted model, not a curated record
AUGGUAUGUAUUGAUACUGAUUCUCCUGAUUUUUCUAGUUUUACCUCUCCAAGAUUGUUUUCUACCCAUUUGCCCCUUUUGUCUCUUCCAAAAUCUGUGGAAGACUUGGGCUGUAAGAUUAUUUACUUGUGUAGAAACACCAAAGACACUUUUAUUUCUUUUUAUCAUUUUACAAAUAGGUUAAGGCCUAAAGACAAAGGCGAAAAUUCACUUGAAGAUGCUUUUGAUAAGAAAGGCGAAAAUUCACUUGAAGAUGCUUUUGAUAAGUUUUGUAGAGGUCUGAGCUUUUAUGGGCCAUUUUGGGAUCAUGUUUUGGGAUGCAUGUGUGCAUACAAGAAGGUGCUUAUUGUAAUUGUACAGCUUGCAGAUUUAACUGGAGAGCUGAUGCGGUUGGCAAUUUGUCGAAUUUCAGAUGGUGAGCCUGAAUUUGCUGAGAAGAUACGUGGGUUUGUUCGUGAAAUCUACAGGCAGCUGUGUUGGGAUUCUAAUUGA